AGCUGGACCGUGGAAGCAGUAAUCCGAAUAAUUCCUGAGUAUUUAAAAAACCAAAACAGCUUGCUCCAAACUCUAGACGUACAGUAUGAUGAAUAGAGCUGUAGUGUCGCCCUCCAGCACCGAGGGGGUGUUGCCUCCAAGUGGCCAUAUUGAAAGCAGAGAGUCGCUCCGUGUUUAAUGUGCAGAGGAGCCGUUCUGAUGAAGGCAGAUCUCUCCUGCACACUUCUGACGAUGGCGGCCAAUGAGGUAGAUGUUUUCGCACAUGAAGAAAAGCGAAACCUGGAGCUCGGAGGUCAUGUGGGGUUUGACAGUCUUCCAGAUCAGUUGGUCAGUAAAUCAGUGGCUCAGGGAUUCUGCUUCAACAUCCUCUGUGUAGGUGAGACAGGGAUAGGCAAGUCGACAUUAAUGAACACUCUUUUCAACACAACAUUUGAAAAUGAGGAAGCCAGCCAUUAUCAGAGUGAAGUACAGCUACGCCCACAAACCUAUGAUCUGCAGGAGAGCAACGUCAACCUGAAGCUGACCGUUGUGCACACUGUAGGGUUUGGAGACCAGAUCAACAAAGGGCAAAGCCAUAAACCCAUUCUUGACUAUAUCGAUGCCCAGUUUGAGAGGUAUCUUGAGGAGGAGCUUAAAAUAAGACGCUCCUUGUUUAACUGCCAUGACACAAGAAUCCACAUCUGCCUGUAUUUCAUCGCUCCCACCGGACACUCCCUGAAGUCCCUGGAUCUCGUCACUAUGAAGAAACUGGACAGCAAGGUGAACAUUAUCCCAGUUAUUGCAAAGGCAGACACAGUUUCGAAGAGUGAACUGGACAAAUUAAAGAUCAAGAUAAUGAGUGAGCUGGUCAGUAAUGGGGUGCAGAUUUAUCAGUUCCCUACGGAGGAUGAAGCUGUCGCAGAGAUCAACACCUCCAUGAAUACUCAUCUUCCCUUUGCUGUGGUGGGAAGUGUAGAGGAAGUUAAAGUGGGAAAUAAGAUGGUGAAAGCCAGGCUGUAUCCCUGGGGAUCAGUACAGGUGGAGAAUGAAAACCAUUGUGAUUUUGUGAAGCUGAGGGAGAUGCUGCUGCGUGUGAACAUGGAGGAUCUGCGAGAGCAAACACACGCUCGACACUAUGAGCUCUACCGUCGCUGCAAGCUGGAAGAGAUGGGCUUCAAGGACACCGGCCCGGACAGCCAGUCGUUCAGCCUUCAGGAAACAUACGAAGCAAAGAGGAAGGAAUUCCUCGUAGAUCUGCAGCGCAAAGAGGAGGAAAUGAGACAGAUGUUUGUGAGUAAAGUGAAGGAGACAGAAGCAGAGCUGAAAGAGAAGGAAAAAGAGCUUCAUGAAAGAUUCGAGCAGCUCAAGCGGAUGCACCAGGAUGAAAAGAAGAAUCUGGAGGAGAAAAGACGAGACCUGGAGGAGGAGAUGAACGCCUUCAACAGAAGAAAGGUGGCUGCUGAGACACUGAUGGGACAGGCUCUCCAAGGCUGCUCACAACCAUUCAAGAAGGAUAAGGACAAGAAGAAUUGAUUUAUGGAUCAAACAUCCAGGGAAACCAGGAAUGUGUCUGCUGUCAGCAUGGGAAAAAGAGACUGUCAUAUCUGACACUGUAUGUGUAGGCAGUGUCACUUUGACUAUGCACGUAUGUCGGCCUGAACAAUGUGAUGGCUUUAAGCCAAUGUGUACUUAUGGAUCAAAAAGGUAGCUUUGCUUAGAGUUUCUAAUUUGUCCCUAAUGCUGACUCUGCUAGACACACAAUCCAUGGACUGUUUUCAUAACAUGUAGCUUGUGUUGUUUUAUGUUCUUGCCAUGAAUGUGUGUUCAUGUCCUGUUGUAGAACAGGAGACUUUUAGUCACUGACUGAAUUGAACUGAUUACAGUAGUAGUGCAUUACAGAGUAAGAAGCAUUUGUGUGUUUAUACAUGCAAUUAUUUACAACUUAAAUUGUCAACAGUUUUAAAAGACAGAAUUUCUAAUAAUGUACAUCAAAAAAUGUAUUUUAUUUUUUAAAUUGUAAGUAGAUUAACGUACAAAACGUAAUGGACUUACACCAUGAUAUGCAAAAUUAUAAAGCUAUUAACUAAAUAAAUUAACAGUGUGUCUGUGAAAAGAGCAAAUAUGCCAUCAUUUAUAUUGAAAUAAAAAAUGUCAAUGUUACACCGGACAGAGCAUCAGUUCAUCUGUUGGUCAUCUGAACCCUAAACCCUCACUUCUCUGGGACUUCCCGUCAUAUCAGUCAUUUUUUAUGAUUCCAUGAACAUUUCAUAUUGCACUUGUUGUCAUCAUGAUGUAUCAAAACAUGGUUUUCUGAUUUUCAUCUGUAAACAGUGUUUUGUUAAAAGCAUUAUCCAUUCAAUUCAAGUUGUUGUUUUACAUUUUCUUUGUCCCUGGCAGCAUACAGUACAAAUAACAAAAUGCAAACCUAAUUAUAAUUUGCACUAAUCUUUGGUACUUCGUAUCUUGUUGAAGUUUGUCUAAUGGCCCUAAUGAAUAUGUAGAGUUGCUUGUUCAGAUAAAUGACAUGGUUUUUCUUUCCUUUUCAUAGCUUCUUUAGUCUUCCAUCUGCGUGCUCCUUAACCUCAGGAAGGAAUUUGAAUUAGAAGACUUUCUACCACAUCAAAAGAUCACAGACUAACAGUGUAUUAUUUUUACAAUAUGAAAUAACAAUUUUAUAGAAAUGCACUUGACACUGCUGGAAUUGAUUCUGAAGUCUUCCAUGUCUAGAAAACUCUCCUUUAAGCUUCUAUCAGCGUUCUGUAGCAUGGUCUCUGCAUUGCAUGGCUCCUAACCUUCAUUCCUAAAAGUGAAUCAUAUCAUUGCCAAAAUCUCUGUUUUUGUACUGAAUGUGCUACCUUCAUUAAUCUGCUGUGUUAUGCUUGUAGUUUUUGACUGAUGCCAAUUUACACUGUGAAAUAUACAUUAUAAAGUAACAUAUUGCUAUUUAAUGUUGUAGGGAUCAUUAUAUUAUGAUUUAUAAGCACUUUAAAGAUUCUAUCCUUAAUCAAUAUAAAUGGUGCCCUAUCAUGCUAACAUGUCAGUCCUUAUGUUGUGUCAAAAUUGCAAAAACGAUAUGAUGUUGUUACAUGAUAAAAGGCUUGAUGCUUAUACAUUCAGGAUUAAAUAUCUUUAUGUGAGUAGAUCUAUAUGGUGGGUCUGGAGAUUUGUAUAUCCUGAUGUAAUAAAGACUUACUUUAUUGAAAA
Trematomus bernacchii (emerald rockcod) is the source of this 3183-nucleotide messenger RNA. RefSeq names its product septin-8-A-like. NCBI's taxonomy places the organism in Eukaryota, Metazoa, Chordata, Actinopteri, Perciformes, Nototheniidae. Gene Ontology annotation, cellular component: septin complex; cell division site; microtubule cytoskeleton. The record is from RefSeq and is a predicted model, not a curated record. The transcript is spliced from 10 exons. Gene Ontology annotation, molecular function: molecular adaptor activity; GTPase activity; GTP binding. Gene Ontology annotation, biological process: cytoskeleton-dependent cytokinesis. Bases 178 to 1512 code for a protein of 444 amino acids.